AUGGCUAGUCAUGACCUCAUGACCGAAGAAACAGAUUGGACAGAACCAAAACAGGAAACGACUUCCCAUACGCUAUUGGUACCGGACCCGAUGAGGAUAAAAGCCAGCUCAGUGAAUCUUCGAGAAAACUCCGAACUGAUCCAAUAUUAUCUCCGAUUCUUAAAACUCAGAAAAGAAGAAUUCAUUAGGAACUAUAAACCUACCGAUUGGGAACUACUCAGUCAAGAAGAACGCCUACAGAUCGCCAUCGCUCGUAUCCACCGAGAACAAGACGACACUCUAGCUGCUCAAUUACUUAUUAACGAAACUCUCCGCGAGUACAAGGAAUACAAACGAGAACAGAAGCUUAGAAUGUCCGCAUCGACGACUACCGCGAGCACUAACCCUAACACCUCCGCAGGAGCCCCCAACAACCACUCUGCCGUCGACCACAUAGGCAAUCCUGAAGAUACCUUGGUCGACGAACUCGACGAGUUAUUGAAUUAUCCUCGCGACCCGACCUUGCCGGACCGCUCCCAGCUCCGACAAGACCCAGGAGCUCCGCUACCUCUCGAAGACGGAGUCCGACAGCUCAGCAUGCUCCAGAUCAAGAAGAAGACGGCCGAGACGACCGACUCUCAGAUCACCAACGCCUCUCAGAACAAGACGAGAGACGAAGCGAUGGAUCUAGACGAUCCCUCGACCUUCUCGGAGGAUACCCCGAAACGCCCCAACAGCCCCGACAUAGUGGCGUUGUCCAAGAAGGAGCGCAUCCGCCUACUAAUCAAAGAGCAUAUAGCUAUAUGGAAGAAAUUCGAGCUCGAGAAGCUCUCCGGAGCAACCCCCGAACUCAAAACGAUCUUGCACCAAGCGCAAGACUCUCAGAAGGCCCUACAGAAGCUGAUCACCAAAGAAGAGCUCGAAGGAUACGUCAAGGGAUGGAACCCCUGGGACGCCAAACGAGAAUUAUUCCCUCCACCGCCGAAGAAAGAGGGCAAGAAGAAGAGCUCAACUUCGAGGAAAGCCCAGCAAUACGACGACCCUCGGGUCUGGGCGGACGUUUUCGAGAUAGGUCAGGCCUGGAGAGCAGCGUACAGACAACGCUCCCGCAAGGCACUUCCUCCUUAG
Puccinia graminis f. sp. tritici CRL 75-36-700-3 is the source of this 1107-nucleotide messenger RNA. RefSeq lists its product as uncharacterized. Bases 1 to 1107 code for a protein of 368 amino acids. The transcript has 4 exons. Lineage: Eukaryota; Fungi; Basidiomycota; Pucciniomycetes; Pucciniales; Pucciniaceae. The record is from RefSeq and is a predicted model, not a curated record.